This is a messenger RNA of Micromonas pusilla CCMP1545, 1163 nucleotides long. Its product is annotated as Drug/Metabolite transporter superfamily. The record is from RefSeq and is a predicted model, not a curated record. NCBI's taxonomy places the organism in Eukaryota, Viridiplantae, Chlorophyta, Mamiellophyceae, Mamiellales, Mamiellaceae. Gene Ontology annotation, molecular function: antiporter activity. Gene Ontology annotation, cellular component: Golgi apparatus. Bases 1 to 1086 code for a protein of 361 amino acids. The transcript is spliced from 3 exons.
AUGGCCGCCGUCGCGGAGACCGCGCGCCUCGCCGCGACGAUCGUCCUCUACGUCGCGCUCAACAGCUCGCUCAACCUCCUGAACCGAUACACCCUCGGCCACGCGGGCUUCCGAUACCCCGUGCUCCUCACGUGCGCGCACCUCGCGUUCCAGACCCUCGCGCUCGCGCCCGUCGUCCUCGGCGGCGGCGCGUCGCCGAAGGGCGGCAAGGCGUCGUCGUGGUCGAACGCGCUCGCGUCGCACGAGGAGACGGUGAUGAAGCACUGGCGCGGCAUCGCCGCGAUCGGCGUCCUCAUGGCUGCCAACGUCGCGCUGAACAACGCGUCGCUGCUCCACCUGCAGAUCUCCUACAACCAGGUCAUCCGCGCGUCGACGCCCGUCGUCUGCGCCGCGUGCGCCGUCUUCGUCGAGGGCGUCGUCCCGAAGCCGUCCGAGGCGUUGGGACUGGUGUUAGUCACCGCGGGGGUGAUGUCCACGGUCGGCGCGUCGAGCGGCGCGGGCGGCGGCGGCGACGCGGGAUCGCAAAAGACGGGGCACGAGACGCUCGGCGUGGCGUUCGCCGCUUCCGCGACGCUCGCGAACGCGCUGCUCAUGACCCUGAGCGGGAAACUCAUGGGCGGCGAUCGCAUCGACGCGCUGAAGCUGACGUUCUACGUCUCCCCCGUCGUUCUUCUCGCGUUGCUUCCCGUCGGGAUGCACGCGGAGUGGGACUCGAUGACGGAGAAAUACGCCAUCGCGAGCGUGAGCGCGACUGAGCCGGACUUCGUCGCGGGGGAGCCGCUGACGCGGCUGAUUCUCCUCGGGUGCGUCAUCGCGGUGUGCUACAACUGGGUGCACAAUAAGAUCAUCUCGGUCACGUCCGCGACGACGACGACGGUGCUCGGGAACGUCAAGGUGGUCACGAUCAUGCUGUCGUCGCGGAUGCUGUUCGGGGAGACUAAGGAUUGGACGCUCGGGAUGGUCGCGGGCGCGGGCGUCGCGUUGUUCGGGUUCGCGCUGUACUCCGCGGCGAAACUGCGGACGAAGCUCGAGAAGGAGAAGGCGGAGGACGCGCGCGGCGGCGCGACGCAGCGGGGAGGGAGGUGACGCGGAGCGCGCUUCGAGCGAAGGGUACGGUAGUCUAUUUUCUACGAAGUUAUAAAGAAUAUUUAAAUUUUUCGAUU